AUGACUAUUCUCGACGACAAGCAGGUCAUGGCCCGUCGCCAGGCCCAGGCAAGAGCUGAUGCGCAGGCACGCCAGCAGAGUGCGGACUCGCUGGGGGGUCCGCCCAGCACAUCGGAAGAGUCGCUCAUCACCGACGGCUUCGUGAUUCCCAGCCUCGACGUCCCCAGUGAAGCCCCGCCAGCAUACGGCGACCAAGUCGACAAGGUGACCUUUUCGCAGCCCGGCUUCCAGGCCGGUGCCGCCGUGGCCGGCGACGGCCGUGUCAACAUCAACAUCAGCACCAAGAGCCGCCGUCUCGCGGAGCUGCUCGCCCCCGUCGUCGACCGGCAAGUCUCCGUCGCCGAGGCCCAGGAGCCGCUGCCGCCGGCCUACAUCCCGCCGAGCCUCGGCGGCCUGCCCGGCCAGACGCCGCCCCCCGCGCUCAACAUCGUCAUCCAGAUUGUCGGCUCCCGCGGCGACGUGCAGCCCUUUGUCGCCCUCGGCAAGACACUACGCGACACCUACGGCCACCGCGUGCGCAUCGCCACCCAUGCCACCUUUCAAAAAUUCGUCGAGGACAAUGAACUCGAGUUCUUCAACAUUGGCGGCGACCCCGCCGAGCUCAUGGCGUUCAUGGUCAAGAACCCCGGCCUCAUGCCCGGUUUCGAUGCCCUUAAGAGCGGCGAGGUCAGCAAGCGCCGCCGCGGCAUUGAGGAGAUCCUCAUGGGCUGCUGGCGCUCCUGCAUCGAGGCCGGCAACGGCCUGGGCCCCCCGCCCAAGCCGCACACGCGCUACGCGCCGGUCAACUUUUCCGCGCAGGAGGUGCCGGGCAACCCCGCGGACAGGCCGUUUGUGGCGGAUGCCAUUAUUGCGAACCCGCCCAGCUUUGCCCACGUUCAUAUUGCGGAAAAGAUGGGCAUCCCUCUGCACAUGAUGUUCACCAUGCCGUGGACGCCCACGCGCGCGUUUCAGCACCCGCUCGCCAACAUUCAGUCGAGCAACCUCGACGACACCCUGACAAAUAACUUGACGUAUACGCUUGUUGAAAUCAUGACCUGGCAAGGCCUCGGAGACGUCAUCAAUCGCUUCCGUGAAAAGGCACUUGAGUUACCAGAGCUAUCGCCGCUAUGGGCUCCGGGCUUACUGACGCGGCUCCGGAUAUCAUAUACAUACUGCUGGUCACCGGCUCUCAUCCCCAAGCCUAACGACUGGGGUAAUAACAUUGACGUGUCUGGCUUUUACUUUCUCGACCUCGCUUCCUCUUAUACGCCCGACCCUGAGCUCGACGCCUUUCUCAAUGCGGGCCCGCCACCCGUCUACAUUGGCUUUGGCUCCAUUGUCGUCGACGACCCCAAUGCCAUGACACGCAUGAUCUUCGACGCCAUCCACCUCGCUGGCGUCCGCGCCCUCGUCUCCAAAGGCUGGGGCGGUCUCGGUGCCGACGACGUUGGCCUACCGGAGGGCGUGUAUAUGCUCGGCAACGUGCCUCACGACUGGCUCUUUGAGCGUGUAUCCGCCGUUGUACACCACGGCGGUGCGGGAACCACGGCGGCUGGCAUCAAAGCCGGCAAGCCGACCUUUGUCGUGCCAUUCUUUGGCGACCAGCCCUUUUGGGGGUCCAUGAUUGCGCGGGCCGAGGCGGGCCCCGAACCCAUCCCGUACAAGGAUCUGACGGCGGAGAAGCUGGCCACGGCGAUUGGAAAGUGCAUCGAACCAGGGACGAUUGAGCAGGCCGAAGUCCUGGGUCAGAGGAUUCGAGAGGAGAAGGGCACCGAUGAAGGCGGGUACAGCUUCCACAAGCAUCUCGAAGUGGACAAACUGCGCUGCUCAGUCGCGCCGAGCCAUGCCGCUGCAUGGCGUGUGCGUAGGACCAAGGUUCGACUGUGCCCGCUCGCAGUCGCUGUUCUCAUCGACCACAAUGUCAUCAAAUAUACGGAUUUAAAACUGCAACCCACGGAUCCAGUGACUGCUGGAGCGGCCGCCAUUAUGUUGUCUCUUGGGACCAUUGGCAUGGCUAUUGCUGAUAUGCCAAGGGACUUGUGGAAGUCGCACAGAAAAUACAAAAAGGAGAGUGACAGCGCCUCCAGACCAACUGAAUCAUCAAGCCAUCUCACUCCAAGUGAGCACCGCCCAUCUACCUCGCGCAACCCAAAUGCUUCACAGGCCUCUCUAACUACAGUACCGACUCCGGACACGCCACCUGGUACUGGAGCCCAGACACCAACAAGGCAGGUGGACCCCCCCGAGGUUGCAUCCCCCAAGCAAGCAAGUCUUCACGAGGAACACAUGUCGCCAGGAAUGGCCUUUGGUGUGGAAAGUGCCGUGGGCACCGCGAGGGGUGUCAACAGAAUCAUUGAGGCGGGUGUUAAGUCGCCUAUGAACUUUUGUCUCGGCUUAGCCAAAGGAUUCCGCAACAUGCCGCGCCUGUACAACGAUGACCUAGUACGGCCUGUCGAAAAAGUCACCGAUCUGUCUUCUGGCAUCAAGGUCGCCGGCAAGGAACUUGGCUACGGCUUCUUUGACGGCAUUUCAGGUCUGGUUCGGCAGCCCCUGCAUGGCGCAGAAAAGGAGGGUGCCGUCGGCCUCGUCAAAGGCUUCGGCAAGGGCAUCGGCGGCCUGAUUCUAAAACCGGCCGCCGGCAUCUUUGGUCUACCCGGCUACGCUAUGCAGGGCGUCCACGCCGAGUUUGGCAAGCACAUGAGCCGCAGCGUGUACAACUACAUCAUCUCGUCGCGCAUUAAACAGGGAGAGCAAGCCUUGAUGAAAGCAUCCCAAGGCGAAUGCGAGGACAUCCUACGUCGCUGGAACACGGUCAAAUUUGAUCUCUCCAGCUUCUACGACCUGAAGCGUAGAAUGGGCGGCACCGAAGGUCCAUUCCCGCCACCGCCGCCCCUGCCGACAGACGACAGCAGCGACACCGUCUCCAUCAUGGACAAGGGCUUCUCCAAGCCUCGGACGGGUUGGCUCCAGACGCGCCAUCUGUCAUCGGCACAGCGGAAGCGCAUGCAGGACGAGAAGCAGACGUGGAAGCGCGGUUACGUGGAGUCACUGGUGCCUGCUGCCCCAACCUUUCUUCCGGAGAAGGAGAAGGCGGUCCAGGCAACAAACAUGUCCCAGGAGGAGGAUGAGGUUGAGCGCGCGAUUCGGGCCUCUGUUCGGGAAACGUCGCAGGGUGUCCAGGAAGACGACGCGGAGAUUGAGGCUGCUAUUCGAGAGAGUCUCCGUGUCAUGCGCCAGAGCGGUGCACUUCCUGCGACAGGCUGGAUCGACGAAAAGAACGGCCGCAACAACGACCCAUCCAUCUUUGAAGACGAGGAGUUUAAAAUUACCGACGAGGAAUUCCAGGACCUGAUCCAGGGUGCCAUGCGGCAGAGCCUAGUAGAGGAGUAUGGCUACCCGGCCGGAGAGCUAGGCUUUCCUGGGCCGUCAUCUUCGUCCUUUACCGGCACCUCGCGGCCAGCACUCACCGAGGAGCCUGCGCCGAUGGAUGACUUGUAUGGCGGAGCUGAGGCACCAGGCUACCAGCGCGAGGCGCCCAUCCACGCUUCCUCCAUGUCGCAACAACACGCGGUGGAUGAGGAGGAACUUGAGCUGCAACGCGCGAUUGCGGCAUCCAAGCAGGAGCUGCAGCGCGCGGAGACGGAGCGCAACGAGGAGGACAUUGUGCUCGAGUACAUCAAGAAGCAGAGCCUGGCGGAGGAGGAGUUUCGGAAACGAAGCAAGGGCAAGGGAGUGAGCACGAACUAUGAUGACGACGACGACGACGACGAGGAUAUGAGACUAGCCAUGGAGGAGAGCUUGAAGGUGAGCCACGGUGGUCUGGGGCAAGAUUUGCCCACCGAAAGAAUGUGCCGGCAAGACUGGACCAUCACGUACUGGCUGUGCAAAUGCACCAAGACCUCAUUCUUGCAGCUGAUAGCCGACGACGGCUGUGGCUUCUGCGGGACGCCAAGCGGCGCGGAGCGUUUGGUGAACGCCACCACGGAGCGGGUGCCGUGCGAGAGGUGCGUUGCAGACGGGCGCUGGAUCAAGACGGACCAUGUCUGGAGGGCAAGGGAAGCGGCCAUUGCGUUGGGCGGCAAGUAG
Cordyceps militaris CM01 is the source of this 4065-nucleotide messenger RNA. RefSeq names its product glucosyl/glucuronosyl transferase, putative. The transcript is spliced from 4 exons. The coding region runs from base 1 to 4065 and encodes 1354 amino acids. Gene Ontology annotation, biological process: carbohydrate metabolic process. Gene Ontology annotation, molecular function: hexosyltransferase activity; UDP-glycosyltransferase activity. The record is from RefSeq and is a predicted model, not a curated record. NCBI's taxonomy places the organism in Eukaryota, Fungi, Ascomycota, Sordariomycetes, Hypocreales, Cordycipitaceae.